This is a messenger RNA of Biomphalaria glabrata, 5608 nucleotides long. Its product is annotated as ras-related protein Rap-2c-like. Bases 287 to 826 code for a protein of 179 amino acids. Lineage: Eukaryota; Metazoa; Mollusca; Gastropoda; Planorbidae. Gene Ontology annotation, molecular function: GDP binding; GTP binding; GTPase activity. The transcript is spliced from 3 exons. The record is from RefSeq and is a predicted model, not a curated record. Gene Ontology annotation, cellular component: plasma membrane. Gene Ontology annotation, biological process: negative regulation of cell migration; Rap protein signal transduction.
CAACAUACGAUAUAAAUAUUUUUAUAACACGGUUAGACUCUAUAGAUGACUGCAAAUAUUUCCUGGCAUAAAUAAUGCUUUUACACCGCUUACUUCAGCCCACCCUAAAAUGGCGUUUACUCUGUGAACGGCGACACUAUGAGCACAGUCACAAGGAUUAAGUGAUGAUUUUAGUCACAUUAGUAUGGAAAUAUAUCUAAAUUAUAGUGUAAUUAUGUUCGGAGUUUUCUUUUUGUAAAAUUGUUAAGAUCUCAAGGCAGCAAUUUGAAAGAAUUCAGACCACAAAAUGAAGGAAUAUAAAGUAGUUGUGUUGGGGAGUGGAGGAGUUGGCAAAAGUGCCUUGACGGUCAAAUUUGUAUCUGGGACUUUCAUGGAAAAGUAUGAUCCUACUAUAGAAGAUUUUUAUAGAAAAGAAAUUGAAGUCGACUCAGCGCCUUCUGUUUUGGAGAUUCUUGAUACUGCAGGAACAGAGCAGUUUGCUUCAAUGAGAGAUUUGUAUAUUAAAAAUGGUCAGGGGUUUGUUAUAGUGUACAGCAUUACCAGUAUACAAACAUUUCAAGACAUUAAAACCAUGAAAGAUCAAAUACAGAGAGUGAAAGGGAUUGACAGGAUUCCCAUGAUCCUCGUAGGCAACAAGUCGGAUUUAGACAGCCAGAGGGAGGUGUCCUCCUCUGAAGGGGCUUGUCUUGCUCAGCACUGGGGCUGCCCUUUCCUUGAAACCUCCGCCAAAAGUACAAAUAAUGUGAACGAGGUGUUUAUAGAAAUAGUGAGAGAAAUGAACUCUACCCCCUUGAAAGAUAACAAAGGCUGCUGCACAGUUCUUUAAAACUUGACUUGGAUAUUUUGUAGGAUAAACUAUUGCUGUGAUGAAUUGUAAGGUUUUAAAGCACAAUAAAGGUGAACAACUCAAACAAAAAAAAAAGGCAAAGCAAUCGACAAGAGUUCUCUCCUAAUGACUGCCGUACACAGAACAGAGACUAGCUGGCCUGGUGCUUAUUAUUGACUUUUUUUGUUAGCUUGCCAGAUUGGAUUAUGUUAACCAUCUUCCUGACCCUUGUAAAAAAAAACAAAAAACUUGUAUCUACAAUUAUGAACACAUUCAAACUUCUCUAAAUGAUACUCAGUGUAAAUAUUGUGUCAGCCAUGUGUCCAGCAACUCACAUGUUUUGUGGGAGAGAAUUACUUUCAGCAUAAUGUUAGGCAUCUCUUAAUGGUAAUGGUGUUGACCAAAGGUGCUAGAUGUCAGACUGAAUGAGACUUAAGCAACUGUACUAUUAGAAAUAUCCCACAACUAACUAAUUUUGAAGGAUUUUAUCUUAGAAGCAAGUCAAUUCAAGAAUAUUUUUUUUAAAUUAGAGAGUGAAGAUGUUUUUAAAGGGAGAUAAAUCAUGAAACCGAAUUAAUUCCUUUACAUAUAUAUUGAUACAAGUAAAGAUAUUGGAAUACAUUGAGUCACUUGCCAAGCGCUAAGGUGGGUGAAGACAUUCGGCAUUAAACUUCAGGAUUGUUGUGGAUCUGUUACAUUGUCUUUUUCCCCAAAAUUUGACCACACGAGUUGCAUCCACUUGAAAGAAUGGGUGCCUGACCACUUAGUUUGUUCAAUAAUAAUUAUUCAGCUGUCAAAAACAAAAAUACUUUUUCUUCUUUUGACCUUUUAAUAAAAAUAAUAUUUGGAACUAAGACUUUCUGUAGAGCUUUGAUGCAAGGUGAAAGGGAAUGGUGAAAAGCAGGAAAGUCAAUAGAUUAGCUUGGACUAUGACAAUGCUGAGCAGAACAGAAAACUUUGGAAAAUGCUGGCCUCCCCCUGCAUCUAGCAUUGCAAAAUCAGCUAACCAGCUACCUGCCAGAUAUCAGCUAAAAUUGAAAAUGUAUAGUGAAAGUAGCCAUUGCUUUGCUUCAAAGAGAUUUGAUUGUCUGCUAGUUCAAAUAGAUCAUAGAGUCAAAUGAAAAAGUAAGAAGGAUUUCAGGAACUAAUUUUUUUUUGUUUCUUCUUGUAGUCCCAGAGUUUGUUCAUUUUCGGUGACUUGAUCAGUAUUGGUCCAGUCUGUUGGCUUGCAUGAUUGAUCAGUGUAUGUUUGAUUGGUAUGCUGGUGUAUAUAUGUAUGUAUGUACAUUAUUUAGAUUGUAAUUCAGCCCACUCUUUUUGUAAGUUUGUAUUACCAGGUGCCAGGCAGUCAAGGACAAAAGAGAAAACAAAAAAAUAAGUUUUUAAAGGCAUAAUCUAGGUGCAACUGAAGUAGAAUGGCUGUCAAGUUUAGAGAUGCCAUAAAGUGAUGUGUGUGUGUAAAAGUACUGCAUACUACUACUGUUUAGCAUUGCCAUAAAAUAGAGGACUAGCUGUGGUCCCUCUUCAGUUGUUUGACUUUUGACUCUAUUCUGUUUUGAAUGCUAGUCUACUGCCCUAAGACAUAGAGGCUGCCAUCUUCUGUCUGACUUCAUCCUAGUGAAAGAAAUUCAUGCAAUACAAAAACCCUAGUAAAGAGAUGUACAACUGUAAGACUCAAAUGUUUCCUUUUGUUGAUGUCAAUGUGUAAAGAGUGACACUUUGGAACAAUGUUUUUUUAUAUAUAUGAAUUCAAAUAUUUCUUUUGAUCUUGUGCACAGUUCAUUUCAUCUUCUGCUACCAAAACUUGUUAUUGUAGUAAUUAAAUUAUAAUUUAUAUUUUUUUAAAUAAUUGUUUACUUUUGUACAAAACUGAAAUCAAAAGAAUGUAAGUCUUGAUAUGUCUUGCGCCCAAGUUUUACUUGUUGACUGUCAGCCACAGCACAGUCAUAUCUAAACUUAUUGAACUAAAACAUUUUGAACCCUUGAACUUCUGACUAGCUAGUCACGCUAGACUAUAACUUGAGAUUUAUGGAGACUGUAGUGGCCAUGUGUCUCUGUGUGUCAUGAGUCCUGUCUAAUGGAAGCCUAGAUAUACUAAGUUUGAAUGCUAGCUGCACCCAGUACACAAUUGUUUUCUGCAAUCAUUUUCUAAUACUUAAAUCUGGCAGCAGCUUUCAUGGUUUUGUUCUCUUCUUCGUCUGCGGUAUAGAGCCUGUUGCAUCAUGGGAAACAUUACAGCUGCCCAUAGGUCGUGGGUGUUUUCAUACUGAACUAUCAUAGGAAAGAUCAUUUGUCGGAGAAAACUGUAUAAUUUCUACCUUGUUAGGUACAUUUAUGAAUUAGAUCUUUUUCUAUUUUUUGGUUUCACUGUGUCAUCAGUUUGUAGGGAGUGUAUUGAUUAGCUAUAAAUGCAGGUGUCAUAAUAUUUUAUUAAAUUUUUUUUUUGUUUCAUGAAUAAUUUUCCAGUUCUUAUUUUGUAAUUACUGAAUGGAUUUCAUUUUUGAUCACAGUCACCUUCACUCAUUAGCACUUAAGACUAUUUCAGGACUGACUUAGAGAGCAUGUGUUGCAGUUACUGAGUCUUUACCAUGACAGUGUGUCUGUGACUUCUCUUUGCACUAUUUAUUGAUUAGUAUGUCACCUUCCAGUUGAAAAAGUCAGAUCUAGGUUUAUAAAUGAGGAUCAUUAUUGGAGUUUAAAGCUUUAUCAUUCAUUAUGGAUCAGGACCACAUCCAAUUUUUGUAUUUCAUAAUGCUUCUUGUAUCCACUAACCAAUGUUGCCAAUGAUAAGAAAUUCAUGGCAUGGAUCAAGCUGUUUGCUUCAGAUUGCCAACAUAAUGGUUCAACAAGGAUUGUUAUCACACUCUUACCCUACUGUCCUGCAGGAAUAGUUUGUCAUAGUAUAAUCAUCUUCUUUCUGUAACUUCUAAAUCAUAGUCAUAGAUCUAUACCAACCUUGUAAGUUGAAGGUACUGCCAAUCUUACUAAUGUCAAAUCUGCGUCUAUUUUAAUUACAUUUUGUGAUGCACAGCUUACUCAUGAUUGGUCAUCUAUAACUCAACUCCUGGACCAAAGUCAUCUAUAACUCAACUCCUGGACUAUAGUCACCUAUAACUCAACUCCUGGUCUAAACUUUUGUUUCUCUCUCAAGUAAAUGAGUUCGAAGUUUUAUUUCCUAGGUAUAGUAAGUUCAUAUCCAUUCUUAAGAAUUUGCUGAGGGAACAUUUGUAUAAACAAAGGAAAUGACCUUAGAGUAUUUAUUAUGAGAGUGUCACUCCCUAACAUUUGUGUGUCACUACUUGGUGUCAGUGUCUAUUGUCUUGUAAUUGACAUUGGCUGGCAUUAUUCACCAUGUUCCCACUCAGUGUUUAGUAGAUUUGUCUGACUGAUUGUUGCUUGACUUCUUUUUUUUUCUGUAUACAUUUACAUCUUAGCAUGCUGAGCUGGAACACAGGACUCAGAUUCUGAUUCUGUAUGGCAAUAUUUAUUUGACUAUUUUGUUUGCAAUAUACAUUGAGAUGACAGACAUUCUCUGUUAGAAGUCAUUAUGUAAAGAUGUUUCUCCUUUGAUUGACUACAUUCUACUCAUAUAUCUGACUAUAGCAACAAUUUUUGUUUAAAUACAUGUGUAUGAUGUGUAUGAUCACUUUUGUUAAUGUACAUGUCCAAGUGAGACCUCGGCCCGCAGAAGUUACUGGUCAUGUUUUGUAUACUUUACUUUGACACGCUGACCUCAGAGAACUUUCCUAACUAUGGUAUUGUUAUCAAGACCUGGGACCAAACUGAUGCCACCAGCUUAUCAAGCAGUGUAGAGGAAAGAGAGAGGUCACAAUUCUCACAAAUAAGACAUAGGACCUAGUAGCUAAAUUUUCUUUUAGUUUCUACCAUAGACUCUGACUAAUGAAACAUGUUAAUUUCAUAGCCAGUAAAAAGAUAAUUUUAGUCUGGUCUUAAAAUGAUUUUUUUUAAAAAUUAACCAUUAUUAUGAAAAACAAUUAAAAUGCUUUGUUUUUAUUAACGAUUAUUAUGAAAAACAAUUAAAAUGAUUUGUUUUUAUUAACCAUUAUUAUGAAAAACAGUUAAAAUAUUUUUUUGUUAUUUAACAUUAUUAUGAAAAACAGUAAGUCUGGACCCUUGAUUGAAAUUUCAAUUCUGUUCUAGUCAGAUUUUUGUAAUGCUAGGAUUUAAUUUUGAUUUUUUUGUGUAAAACUCAGCAAUAACAGUUGACAUUUUUUGUUAGAAGACUUUAUUUCCUGUAGCUAGUGCCUUAUGUUUGUUUUAAACUCAACUAUGUUACAAUGUUAAGGCAACUUCAGAUAUAUGCUUUACAUUUGAUAUGGCGGCAAUGUCUUUUUUUUUUUUUUAAUAACAGAUUCUCUUUCAUGUAUACUUAUCUUUGGUCUGUGUGUGUGUGUAUGAUUAAUUCAGCUCAGUAAAUGCAGGUCUGAUUGUUGCAUGAAUUAUAAUGUGUAUGAUUAAUUCAGCUCAGUAAGUGCAGGUCUGAUUGUUGCAUGAAUUAUAAUGUGUAUGAUUGAUUCAGCUCAGUAAAUGCAGGUCUGAUUGUUGCAUGAAUUAUGUUUUUUUUUAACUGUUUGCCCAUUGUUUAUCAUUUUAUUCAACUGGUGACCCCCAGGUCAUAAUUACUCUGUAUGACGCAGGCCUGUUAAGUCAACUAUGUAUGAACUUUUGAACUUCAUUCGGAAUUGAAACCAAAUGUCUUUUGAUAACUAUUUGAUUUCUAUGCUACUUGAUGUAAAUACAAACUUGUAGACUUGAAAAUCA